Heterobilharzia americana is the source of this 1651-nucleotide messenger RNA. Lineage: Eukaryota; Metazoa; Platyhelminthes; Trematoda; Strigeidida; Schistosomatidae. The record is from the annotation of a GenBank genome assembly.
GGACUUAACUUCAAGGUCAUCUCUGGUGCGAAUUGAACUUAAUUGUAGUAGGUUUAUUUCAAGACGGAUGUUGACUUCAGUUGAAGUCAGCUCUCAUUCGCAUCCUCUAAAAUGGGAGGAUUUAUCUGUGGAAAUUUAUUCCAAAGCAGAGUGUGUCCGUGCAUUGAACAGCUUAUCACCUAGUCUACGACAAACUCAACUGAAUUUCUCACCAAAUGAAAUCAAGAUAUGUAAACAAUCCAAGAUCUUUGAUCAAAAGGAACUAUUCAAAUCAGAGGAUCAUGGAUAUCAUUCAUCGUUUGCGGAUCAUAAUUUCUCAAAAACGCCUAUUAAACAAGAACCAUUGACUUCCGAUAUUGUGUCUACUCAGGCCUUAAAUCAAAGUUCAAAUGUUUCAACUAGUCCUCGAAUACUCAAACAAACUACAUUGACUGGAAGUAUAAGUCCACUAGCGGAAAAUGCAUUUAAGAAACCUCCUACCAGAAGGAAAAAAGUCAGCGGUACUUCGAAAAAGUCCCAAGUUAAACGUUCACACAGUGUUGAUUCAUCCAGCCGUCAAGGUGAAUACACUAAUCCAUAUGAAACACGCAAAUGUAAAUCAACAACUGUCAGUCCGAAGAAAAAUGUUCGCUUAGCUGAUCAGCAUUUAGAUAGUAUUCAACAGAAUAAAGAGAAUAAGAGUAAAUCACAAUUUCAAACACAACUAACAUCAUAUGGGAUACGUAGAACAGCUCGUCAGUAUGCUAAAGAAAUUGAACGUGAACGUGAGAAUAAUUUUCUUAUCGCAUUAAAAAACAAUAUUGAAACUGGAAUGAAGAUUAUUCAAACAGAAGAAAAAGGUCGUGGAAUAAUUGCUACUCGAUCAUUUCAUGAAGGAGAAUUUGUUGUGGAAUAUGCAGGAGAUUUGAUAUCUGAAAAGAUAGCAAAACAACGUGAAAUAGAAUAUAAACGUGAUCCAUCUAUCGGAUCUUAUAUGUUCUUCUUUGUAUACUUAGGUCAAAAAUAUUGUGUAGAUGCAACUAAAGAAACUCCACGUCUUGGUCGACUUAUCAAUCAUAGUCGAUUAAAACCGAAUUGUAUUGUCAAAGUGAUACCUGUGGAUGGUAUUCCCGUCUAGCAUUAUUUGCACGUAAACCAAUUUCACCUGGUGAAGAGCUGUUAUACGAUUAUGGCGAUCGUGAUAAAGAAAGUCUACAAGCACAUCCAUGGUUAAAGACGUAGCCAAUCUCUAUGUUUCGUAUAUACAAAGAUGCCAGAACCGAUCAUGAAGAUACCGCUGACGAUGAUGUAUAAAUGUAAACAAUAGAAGAACCUUAAUAGUUUCAAACAGUACCAAUAUGGUUUCUGGUUCAUCUGUUUAGUGAUUGCACACCUACUCUAUGUUCAUUUUUUUUUAGAUGAUGUAAAACCGUGAGUAUUUUGCUUCUAGUUACCUUUACGUUGACUUCAGUGUUAAGAGUUCCAUCUUCACUGUUUCUCUUUGUGUGUAUUUGUCUCCUCUUCUCUUCGCCGACUCCAGUGUUUCUUGUUUCAACACAUUUCUUUGGAAUGUCUGUUUUCGUAAUUCCAUUCCAGUUAUAUAGUUGUGUUCUAUUGUUACUGAUGUUCAAUGCAUAUUUUUUUAUUCAUAUAAUGCACCUGUGUGUGUGUG